AUGAUGUUGCAGAUUCUGCUCCUGCUGCUUCCAGCCCUCGUGCCAUCUUCAGCGUGGAUCCCGGUGGAAGACUGGGGGUCUGGGAACGUGACCGCAUCAGUAGGGGGGUCUGGCUCAUGCGACUGCCAUGUGUUUCUGCCGGACACCACCUUUCCAGCCGACCGGGUACAGCUCAUGCAGGAAGUGACCAGAGAGCUGACCUUGAACGUGGACAUCCAGAUCAAGAAGCUGGGCGACUUCACUGGUAAGUUGGGAGUGUACUUGAAGGACCUGGCUGCCCUGACAGACAGAGUGGAGGUGCUGGAGAGCAGUCCAGACAAAUACAUCAAGCUGGACUUUGAGCUGCUCAGGAUUGAGCUGCGAGAGUUCGAGGCACUGGUGACUCAACUUAAAGACACCUUGAACUCCAACUCCCCGCUGUUUGACAAUCUAUACAUUGAGAUUCGCAAUAUGACGCACAUCGUGAACCAGCUGGAGUCGUACGACAAGAGUAACCUGGAAGUGAUCCGAGCAGAGUUCGCCAAACUGCAGAAGAAGCUGGAGGAGUGCCAGACAGACCAGGACUUCCUUGAGCCAGAUGUCGGCAACUGCAACCACACUGGCAUCAUGAGCCUCAGCAAACCUACGGUUGUCCAAAUGAAUGGCAAUUUAGCUCCCUCCUACGUCUACGGGGGCUGGGGGAGAGACUCCAACCCAGUCCGAGGACAGGAGACCAUGUACUUCUACAGCGGCGAUGACAUGCCCGCCUCCUAUUACGUCUAUCUGUAUUCCAACUACAAAGAACUGCUUCAAAGGACUCAUUUCAAGCGCCAUGACCUGACACAUGACGGGAUGGGAAACAACUACAUUGUGCACGGCAACACCUUCUACUAUCAGAUCAACUCGCCUCUGCGCAUGAUGAAGCUCAACAUGACCAGCAACCAGUAUGAAAGCAGAGUGAUUCCCGCCGCCUCCGACCUCCUCUCCUACAACUACUACCCCUACCAGAGCAUGGACUUUGCAGCCGACGAAAGCGGCCUGUGGGUCUUGUACGCGUCCGAGGCCAACAACGGUCUGAUCGUGAUCGCGAAGCUGGACGAGAAGUCCUUCGGGGUGGUGGAGGAGUGGAACACGGGCGCCUACAAGCAGACGACGGCCAAUGCUUUCAUGAUCUGCGAGGUCAUGUACGCCACCCGCACGGUGGACCUGACCACGGACGAGAUCUUCUACUCCUACAACACCAGGACAGGAGAGGAGCAACACUUGAGCAUUCCCUUCACCAAGUUCCAGGAGAAAUACAGCAGCCUGUCGUAUAACCCUCAAGAUCGCAGGCUCUACAUGUACAACAGCGGCUACUACGUGUCGUAUGGAGUGAAAUUCAGGAAAGAGUGAGUCUUUCUGAUCCAGCAGAUCGUGAUCGAUAUGGCUGAUCCAAAUCUGUGAAUGAAUCAAUAAA
Molecule: messenger RNA, 1435 nt
Organism: Synchiropus splendidus (mandarinfish)
Lineage: Eukaryota; Metazoa; Chordata; Actinopteri; Syngnathiformes; Callionymidae
Gene: olfm4.2
Product: olfactomedin 4, tandem duplicate 2
Exons: 5
Coding region: 1-1371 (456 amino acids)
Biological process (GO): signal transduction
Molecular function (GO): phosphoric diester hydrolase activity
Source: RefSeq, a predicted model, not a curated record